This is a messenger RNA of Periophthalmus magnuspinnatus, 4467 nucleotides long. RefSeq names its product Ras protein-specific guanine nucleotide-releasing factor 2a (gene rasgrf2a). Lineage: Eukaryota; Metazoa; Chordata; Actinopteri; Gobiiformes; Gobiidae. Gene Ontology annotation, biological process: Ras protein signal transduction; positive regulation of GTPase activity. Gene Ontology annotation, cellular component: plasma membrane. The coding region runs from base 369 to 4334 and encodes 1321 amino acids. Gene Ontology annotation, molecular function: protein binding; guanyl-nucleotide exchange factor activity. The transcript is spliced from 29 exons. The record is from RefSeq and is a predicted model, not a curated record.
UUGCGCGAAGCUGACAGGACUCCAUCACAGACAGGGUGGGCUACUCCUCCAGGGGGUCUUGUCUGGUGCACGUGAACUCAGCCGAAGUUUAGAUGAUGGGGCCACUCUGAGCGCACGGAUGAGCGCGCGAUGAGCGGAGGACUGAUUUGCGCAGCUCUGUGGACAACUUCUUCAUACCAUGGCAAGCCUGGAUUACCUGCACAACAAACGAACAUAGACCUAUUGGUUCAUUCGUUGCGCCUCGUCACACUUUUAGCAAUGUCGGCUUUUAUCAAAAGAUAAACACACCACGUGAAUUUUAGGGUCAGACGUCUGCUAAGCCUAUUUGAAGUUGGCACCACGUUGAAACUGAGUGAAAUUCCGGUGAAAUGCAGAAGAGCGUGCGAUACAAUGAGGGGCACGCUCUGUAUCUAUCCGUGAUUGCCCGAAAAGAGGGCGCCAAGCGGGGUUUCCUGAACAAGAAGACCACAGAGAAUGGUCGCUGGGCCGAGAAGUACUUCGCCCUGUAUCAAAAUGUGCUCUUCUACUUUGAGAACGACCAGAGCGCCAGACCGUCAGGCAUCUACCUGCUGGAGGGAUGCGCCUGUGAGCGUGCACCAGCCCCUAAAGCAUCCGUCAUUGGCAGAGACCCACCUGAGAGACAGCAGCACUACUUCCUGAUUAUUUUUGGCCAUGACGGACAGAAGCCUUUGGAACUUCGGUCUGAGGAGGAAUCCGACUGUAAUGAGUGGGUGGAGUGCAUCCAGCAGGCGAGUUACUCGGACAUCAUCAUUGAGCGCGAGAUCCUGAUGCAGAAGUACAUCCACCUGGUGCAGAUUAUGGAGACUGAGAAAAUUGCAGCCAAUCAGCUGCGCACUCAGCUGGAGGACCAGGACACUGAGAUAGAGAGGCUCAAAGCUGAGAUUGUAGUGCUGAACAAAACCAAGGAAAAGAUGUUGCCUUACCAGAAUAAUCAAGAGGAGGAAGACCCUGAUAUUAAAAAGAUCAAAAAGGUCCAAAGUUUCCUGCGCGGCUGGCUUUGCAGAAGAAAGUGGAAGAUAAUUGUCCAGGACUACAUCUGCUCCCCUCACGCAGAAAGCAUGAGGAAGAGGAACCAAAUUGUCUUCAACAUGGUGGAGGCAGAGACGGAGUAUGUCCACCAGCUGUCCAUCCUGGUCAACUGUUUCCUCAGGCCGCUGAGAAUGGCCGCCAGCUCCAAGAAACCUCCAACCAGUCACGAUGAUGUCAGCAGCAUCUUCCUCAACAGUGAGACCAUUAUGUUUCUGCACGAAAUCUUUCACCAAGGUCUAAAGGCUCGGAUCGCCAACUGGCCAACUCUUGUUUUGGCGGACCUGUUUGAUAUUCUGCUACCCAUGCUGAACAUAUACCAGGAGUUUGUGCGUAAUCACCAGUACAGCCUUCAAGUUCUAGCAAACUGCAAACAGAACAGGGAUUUUGACAAACUUCUCAAACAGUAUGAGUCCAAUGCAGCCUGUGAGGGCAGAAUGCUGGAGACCUUCCUUACAUAUCCCAUGUUUCAGAUUCCUCGAUACAUUAUUACUCUCCAUGAGCUGCUAGCACACACACCUCAUGAACAUGUGGAGCGCAAGAGCCUGGAGUUUGCCAAAUCUAAACUGGAGGAGCUGUCUAAAAUGAUGCAUGAUGAAGUCAGUGAUACUGAGAACAUCAGGAAGAACCUGGCCAUAGAGCGAAUGAUUGUAGAGGGCUGUGACAUCCUGUUAGACACAAGCCAGACCUUUGUCAGACAAGGCUCAUUAAUCCAGUUACCAUCCAGCAGUGAACGAGGCAUGCUCAGUAAAGUCCGUCUGGGUUCUCUGUCACUCCGUAAAGAAGGAGAGAGACAGUGUUUUUUAUUUACCAAGCACUUGCUCAUCUGCACUCGCACGUCUGGAGGUAAACUUCACCUGCUCAAGCAAGGAGGCACACUGUCCCUGAUUGAGUGUACUCUUAUUGAGGAACUUGAUGCCAGUGAUGAGGACUACAACGCAGCAGGUCAGGGGUUUAAUCAUUUACAGUUUAAGAUUGUAGUGGAGCCUCCUGAUGGACAGGCUUUCUCUGUGGUCCUGUUAUCUCCUUCUCGUCAGGAAAAGGCUGCCUGGACCAGUGACAUCAGCCAGUGCAUUGAUAAUAUCCGAUGUAAUGGUUUGAUGACCAGUGUGUUUGAAGACAACUCUAUAGUUUCUGUACCACACAUGAUCAAAUCUGAUGCCCGACUGCAUAAAGACGAUGUGGACAUAUGCUUCAGUAAGACCCUUAACUCAUGCAAAGUCCCUCAAAUCCGCUAUGCCAGUGUGGAGCGUCUACUGGAGCGCCUCACUGAUCUUCGCUUCCUGUCCAUCGACUUUCUCAACACAUUCCUGCACACGUACAGGAUCUUUACUACUGCUGCUGUGGUCAUAGACAAACUGGCUGAUAUCUAUAAGAAACCAUUCACCUCAAUACCGGUGAGGAUUGAGCAACUUUCCUGUGAUCGUCUUUCUGUUAUGUCAGUUUGUCCUGACUAUAGUCUGAAGAUCACUCAGCUUGCCCUGGAUCAGUCUAAGUCACUGGAGUUGUUCUUUGCCACCAACCAGGGAGCAUGGGGAACUGAUCCCUUGAACAAUAAAUCUCCAAGACUGUGCCGCAAAUUCUCGUCCCCUCCUCCUUUGUCCAUUCCCUCCCGGGCUUCCUCUCCUGUGCACAGCAGAAAGCUCUCCCUCAGCUCCCCAGUUGGCCCCAAGGCAGCAGCCCUGGAUCUGACCACUACUCCUUCCUCAUCAGCAGCAAACUCACCCACAUCCAGUCACUGUCCAGGCAUCUCCUCCCCCCCUCCUAUGAUGACCAGAACCCCCUCUGGCUUCUCUUCUCCUCCACCCACUGCCAAACGCUCUCCCAGCCUACCUCAAGCCUCAGGGAUGUCCUCUCCACCCCCCUUCUGCACAAAGGCCCCUCUGGACCUAAGCCGUGGUCCCAGCUCCCCAGAGCUAAGCCCAUCUGCUGGGGAGGACGUCAGUGGAGAGCUGCCUCGCAUCGAUGCUUUCUGUGGGAAGCUGAGGCGCAGCAUCCGCAGAGCUGUGCUCGAGUCAGUGUCACUUGACAAGUUCAUUCCUGAGACUUUGGUGAGCAGUGAGUCUGGUGAUGUAUCGCCCUGUCGCUCCCCUUCUACACCCAGACACCUGCGCUACAGACAGGGAGGAGUGACUUCAGGAGACAAUUCUCGCACAAUGUCACCAGCUUCAGCAUUUGCCAUCGCCACUGCAGCUGCCAGUCACAGCAGCUCCCAGGGCUUUAGCAGCUCAGAAAAAAACUGUGAUAAAGAAUUCAUUAUUCGCAGAGCUGCCACCAACCGAGUCUUAAAUGUUUUGCGGCACUGGGUGUCAAAGCACUCCCAGGACUUUGAAAUGAACUGUGAACUGAAGUUGGGGGUCAUUUGUCUUCUGGAAGAAGUGCUUAAAGAUCCAGACCUUCUGCCUCAGGAGCGAAAAGCCACAACAAAUAUUUUGAGUGCUCUUUCCCAAGAAGAUCAAGAUGAUGGCCAGCUUAAGAUUGAAGACAUAUUACAAUUGAAAAGCUGUCCCCUACUUCACUUCAUUGCGGUAAGAGAGGCAGAGAGUCCCAGGACUGAAUGUUUUGAAUCGCUCUCUGCCAUGGAACUGGCAGAACAAAUUACACUGCUGGACCACAUAGUAUUCAGAAGUAUUCCUUAUGAGGAGUUCCUGGGCCAGGGCUGGAUGAAGGCUGACAAGACAGAGCGCACCCCCUACAUCAUGAAGACUAGUCAGCACUUCAAUGAGAUGAGUAACCUGGUGGCCUCUCAGAUAAUGGCCAAUACAGAUGUGGGUUCCAGAGCCGGCUCCAUAGAGAAGUGGUUAGCUGUGGCUGACAUCUGUCGCUGCCUCAAUAACUACAAUGGUGUGCUCGAGAUCACGUCUGCCCUUAACCGUAGCGCCAUCUACAGACUGAAAAAGACAUGGGCCAAAGUCUGCAAACAGACAAAGGCACUUAUGGACAGACUACAAAAGACAGUAUCAUCUGAAGGAAGGUUUAAAAAUCUCAGAGAAACACUGAAAAACUGUAAUCCUCCAUGCGUCCCAUAUUUGGGCAUGUACCUCACAGACCUGGCAUUUAUUGAGGAAGGAACACCUAAUUUCACAGAGGAGGGUUUGGUGAACUUUUCCAAAAUGAGGAUGAUAUCUCAUAUUAUCCGAGAGAUUCGUCAGUUUCAGCAAGCCCCCUACAGGAUAGAGCACCAACCAAAGGUGACACAAUUCCUUUUGGAUAAAUCACUGGUAAUGGAUGAAGACACACUCUAUGAGCUCUCACUGAGCAUUGAACCUCGAGUCCCUCCAAGCUGAGAAUCUGAAUGCACAGCAAACUUACAUUUUGUAAAAGAGGAAACUAAGGCAAGUGUCACGUAUCUGCACUGUCUUUAAGGAUCUCAGGUGAAAAUGUGCCUUUUUGAAUUAAUGAGUAUUUGUUUGUAAUACA